CUCGCCUUCUGCACGUGGCGCCGAGAGGAGAGCGUUGCUGGCGCAGGCAGGCAGGCAGGCGGACCGGGCACGAGCACGAUGGACAGCAACAAGGAUUCGGCGGGCGGGUGGAACAGACCUCGAGUCGGGGCCGGGCGUCAUUAAUUAAAGCGUGCAGUCAAGGUGUGUGUCGUGUGUGUUCUCUUCUCUGUCUGCUGGCGCAGCGGCGGCCCGCGGGGUCUAUAAAAUGGCAUUUUGAAUGGCGGAGUCUCUUGGGAAAGCAUUUUUGCAAACCGUUGGAUGGGUUUUUGGAGAGGCGCAGCCCCAGAGACAGGAGGGAUGCAGAUCAAAAAGCAUUUGGAUAGCCAGCGGAACUCUCUGAGACUUGUGGAGCUCUGAAGGCAGCCGACAGGACAGCUCUCUUCUGGAAAACGCUGUGCCGUGGUCGUGCGUCUCCAGCUGCCGAGAAGUUUGGGGGCAAAAACGGGCGUGGGCCAAAAUGUCCAAUCCUUUGAAGCAGGUUUUCAACAAGGACAAAACCUUCCGUCCCAAGCGGAAAUUCGAACCUGGGACACAGCGGUUCGAGCUCCAUAAGAAGGCCCAGGCAUCGCUCAACGCUGGGCUGGAUCUGAAACUGGCCGUCCAGCUGCCGUCUGACGAGGAGCUGAACGACUGGGUGGCCGUUCACGUGGUGGACUUCUUCAACCGCAUCAACCUCAUCUACGGGACCGUCAGUGACUGCUGCACCGAGAAGUCCUGCCCGGUUAUGUCGGGAGGGCCAAAAUACGAGUAUCGGUGGCAGGACGAAAAGUAUCGGAAGCCCACUGCCCUCUCCGCGCCCAAAUAUAUGAAUCUGCUCAUGGAUUGGAUUGAAGUCCAGAUCAACAACGAGGAUAUCUUCCCCACGAAUGUCGGUACCCCCUUCCCCAAGAACUUCCUCCAGGUGGUGAAGAAAAUCCUCUCCCGUCUCUUCCGGGUCUUCGUCCACGUCUACAUCCACCACUUUGACCGGAUUGCCCAGAUGGGCUCAGAAGCCCACGUGAAUACCUGCUACAAGCACUUCUUCUAUUUUGUGAAAGAGUUUAACCUCAUCGACACCAAAGAACUGGAGCCACUGAAAGAAAUGACCUCUCGGAUAUGCCAUUGAUGUUCCAGGACUUGCCUGACGUUUCCCAGCUAUGUCCACUCAGGGUAUCUCGGGACGGUGGAACUCACCUCUGCCACGGAUGACAUGGCAAUCUGGAAGUGUGUUUCUUUUUAAAGAACAUAAGAUAUACAUUUUUUUAAAAAAAAAAAAGAACUUUCCUCAGAUGACUUGGAGUUCAUAAUGCAAAUGUUGUAUAGGAUGCUUCUGAUUGUUAGAUAUAACUAUUUUUUUAAAUUGACCCUCUACAAUGUUUACCACUUGGUGAGAUGAUAUCACUGUUCAUUCCACCCCCACCAACAGAAUGUUAUUUUUAGGAUCAUAUUCUCUCUUCAUGCCUUCAAACUCUGGUUUGAAGAGAAACAUUGGGGAAAGUUUAUCUGCUUUUCUGUGCCCAGGAACCAUUUGCAAUGUUAUGAGGGAUUUGGGGUGCGUCUGUUGCAUCCCGCGGUGAAAGUGCAUAAGUGGGCAAGAUAUCUCUUUUUGUGUGUGUUAAAAGCAACCAAGAUCCACGUGAAAUACAUAUGCCGUUAAAGCUC
Messenger RNA from Hemicordylus capensis (graceful crag lizard), 1662 nucleotides. It is a transcript of the gene MOB3A, whose product is annotated as MOB kinase activator 3A. The transcript has 5 exons. Gene Ontology annotation, cellular component: cytoplasm; nucleus. Gene Ontology annotation, biological process: positive regulation of protein phosphorylation; signal transduction. Bases 479 to 1126 code for a protein of 215 amino acids. Lineage: Eukaryota; Metazoa; Chordata; Lepidosauria; Squamata; Cordylidae. The record is from RefSeq and is a predicted model, not a curated record. Gene Ontology annotation, molecular function: protein kinase activator activity.